CCUUCAUUGUCUCCGGAGGGAGGCUGAGCUCUAGUGCUGCUGCAUUUACUGAACUUUCAGCCUUAACUUUGAAUCCAACAUGGACAAAAAAGUCCUUAAAGCAAACUCCACCUGCUGAAGAUGACCACGUGCUUUUGAUCUCAGAGAUUACCUGAUACUGAAGGAUACUGAUUAAACACUGUGGUGAGACCAGGUUCUUCCCACUGGAAGCCUCCUGAAACUGAUCAAGACCACAGUAGACCAGCACUGAUUCAUCUGGAAAAGCAAACACCUGAAGGGCAACACACCUGAGAGAGUUAUGUAACACCAUCCUGCAUCAGCCUGCAGAGGAAAGUCCAUAUGUGGUGAGACGGGUGUGACUGGAGGUACGGCUACAACUUUACAGCUGUGCUAGCAGUGACUCCAGGGACACAAAGUUAGAGAGAGACAUAACGGACGCCUUGCAUCAGACCUUCCACGGAUACAGGAAGAAGCAGCUUGAUACGUUGAGGUGUUUGGAGAGCUAUGCUGCAGCGGAGAGGCCUGCUGGAUGGCAGAGGGGAGUGUAACAGGGCAGUGUUGGUGUCUGUGGCAGAGUUUGACCCCGGGGUGAGGCUGGGGAGGAGGCCUGGAGCCGAGAGGGACGCCAAGAGGCUCCACCGGACCCUCAGCAAACUGGGCUUCGAGGUGGACAUCCACGCUGACCUCGGCGGAGACGAAAUCUACGAGUUGUUUCUGAAAGAGAGCCGGCGGCCUGUGAAGGACUGUUUCCUGGGCGUCUUGUCGUCUCACGGGGAGGAGGGCUGCGUGUUCGGAGCUGACGGGAAAGCCGUCCAACUCGCUCGUGUCUUCAGAUAUUUUGACAGCGAAUGUAUGGAGAAAAAGGCCAAAGUGUUCCUCAUACAGGCGUGUCGGGGAGACGGUCUGGAUGACGGGGUGGAGGUGGAUUCAGCUGGAGACACCGCAGAGUGCAGCUUCUCAGAGUAUCUCUCUGUUCCUGUAGAUACAGCUGUGAUGUACGCCACAGCACCGGGUUACGCAGCUUUCAUGCACCAGCUGAGUGGAUCCGUCUUCCUCCAGACUUUCUGCACUUUGUUAGAGGAGGAGGGCAAUCGCAACCUGGAGCUGACCCGCCUCAUGACCCGCCUCGCCCACAGUGUGGCCUACACCUUCCAGGCCAAAGGCCGCGUCCUGGGUGGGAAGAAGGAGAUGCCGUGCCUCCUGACCCGACUGACCCGGGAAGUGUUCCCGUUCGCUGAGCCGGGGAAAGACGGCGCCUGUACGUGACUGAACGGAUGAAUCACCAGGACAUGCAGAUCGAUGAGAGAAGAUAAGCUACCAGACUCUGUGAGCAACUGAUGUCUGCGGAUGGUUUUAGAGAAGAAGAACUGAGAAACCUUAUAUUUUCUCUUGAAGCUCCAAAGACGUCAAGGAAAUGUCUCCUGAAAUAUUCAAUUUAAAUGUAAAGCUUUAUUUAAUACACAGGUGUAAGGAGUAGGAGGAGGCGUAUAUUCGGAAACUAACAAUAAAGAAUGAAUAUAUUGUUUUAACUUGAGUAAAGUAAAAUAUGUCGUACACCACUCUGUUUUAUAAAAAGACAACAUUUUGAAUUUAAACAGUAACAUUUACAGUAAAUGAGUAAAUGUAAUGUAAAAGAAAAUAGUUUUUAACUAAGCUAUCAGGACACUA
This is a messenger RNA of Micropterus dolomieu (smallmouth bass), 1668 nucleotides long. RefSeq names its product caspase-3-like. The record is from RefSeq and is a predicted model, not a curated record. Gene Ontology annotation, molecular function: cysteine-type endopeptidase activity. Gene Ontology annotation, biological process: proteolysis. Lineage: Eukaryota; Metazoa; Chordata; Actinopteri; Centrarchiformes; Centrarchidae. Bases 505 to 1266 code for a protein of 253 amino acids. The transcript is spliced from 4 exons.